This is a messenger RNA of Oldenlandia corymbosa var. corymbosa, 2452 nucleotides long. The record is from the annotation of a GenBank genome assembly. Lineage: Eukaryota; Viridiplantae; Streptophyta; Magnoliopsida; Gentianales; Rubiaceae.
AUUUUUUGUCAUUUGAAAAUCUCGUGUUAGUUGAGGGUUUACGUUCUUUCGACUUCGUUGUUUUGUGUAAACAAUUUCUGAUUGGAGUUUAGAAACUCAAUCGCUCUUUACUUGAAUUUGAUGGUGAAAUUUUUUCAAACCAUUUAGGAAAAAGAAAAAAAAAAGGGGGCGAAAUAAAUGGGUUAGGUUUCUGUGAGUUCUAGUCUCGUUUUAUGGAAAUCAUGUGUUGCAUAUCGGAAGGGGUUCCAUUUUUGUUCCUUUUGCAGCUUGUUUUACAGUUUUGGAAUUUUGUUUUUAUUUAUGUCACACGUUCUGGUUUCCGAUGCCUCCAUUGUUUGAUUUGAACUUCGCGCAUAGCGUAUCCAGCUUUAUUGCUUCUCUGGAAGAUAUAUAAUUUGUGUGUACUUUGUCUCCUGUAGAACAAUUACGGUUGUCGUAGAUCUUAUGAGUUUGAAGUUUACUUAAUGAACCUACUGACUUCAUUUCGGAUUGCCACCAUCUUCUUUGUCGAGUUUUUUGAUUCCUGACUAUACUGUCUGGUUUGUUCCUUUGUUUGUCAGAAGCUCUUCGAAUAUCCUCUGAUUUCUUGCUUUUGUUUGCGUCAGCAGGAAUAGGACAGUUUGAACUCGAUUGCUAUAAGUAACACUAGUUUGGAAAUUGUCUGAAGAAGAUGCUUCAGAUCCGUCUUAGAAAGCCAUCUAGCGAAGGUGGAGGAGGUUCAAAGCCUUUGCCCCCUGAUGCGGUAACAGUUGCAUGUCCUGAUCACCUAGUCUUAGCUGAUCUUCCUGUAGCUAAAAGUCUCGGUUCACCUUCUGUCUCUGCCCUCUCCAAGAUUGUUGGUCGAAGAUCCCGUCGCCAACUUGGUGAAAGAGUUCACUUUUGUUCGCAUUGUGACUUCCCCAUUGCUGUCUAUGGACGUCUGGGUAUUGGUUGCUCACUGGUUUAUUCUUGCGCAGAGUCCUUGUGAGCAUGCCUUCUGUCUGGAUUGUGCUAGGAGUGAUUCUUUCUGCUUCAUGUAAGUUUUAUGUUCAAAAGUAUUCCUGAUCUUAGUUACAAAACUGGAUACGUUAAGCACAACAUAUUCACCCUUAGUGUAUAGGGUUGGGGACAUUCAUGGUUCAUUUAUUCAUUAUGUCUGAGCAUUGUAGGGAUCCUUUGAGGUGUGAACAGUUGGCCAGAUUUUAUAAGAUUUCCCAAGGCUACUCUUAUAAAGAAUAGUAGUAAUAUUUUAUCUCAAAGAACAUUUUCCUGUGAGAAGUUGGUGAGGAACUUUUAUUUGCAUCAAUUGUGUUGAAAUGUUUCAAAAACGUUUCUGUUGCUCAGGUGUAAUGAGCGCAUUCAAAAGAUUCAGACUAUUAAGAUGAUGGAAGGGAUGAUUAUCUGUGCUGCUCCUCACUGCCUGAAAUCUUUUCUCAAGAAGUCAGAUUUUGAGACUCAUAUUCAGGAGACACAUGGAGACCUUCUCCGUUCAGGUGCCGGAAAAGAAGGAAAUGAUUCAGAAGUAGCCAGCACAAGAAAACCUGCAGGCUCAGAUUCUACAGUUCAGGCCCCACCAAGGCCUCCUUUUCCUUCCCACCCUAGUUCCCAGUCUCUUGAUGCUCAUCGUCCACCUUUCAGGGACCAAUUAGCUCCUAGGCCUGUGAUGCCCCCUAAGGGAAUGCCACCCUUUCCUGGGCCACUUCAUAAUCAUUCCUCAGAACAAUUUAUUGACAACAAUGCGCCUCCAGGUUUUGAUAGGCUGGGUCCCCAAAACAGAUUUGCUCCGCAGGGUAUUGAUUCACCUGGUAGCAUGCGACAAGAAAGUCAGCUUCCAGACAAGCAGCGCGGGAUCAGAGCGGAGUCUCCUUUUCGGGAGUAUCCUUACCAGCCGCCCCCUCUUCAACCUCCUGGCCCCAAUUAUGCUCUUCCAGUGAUGAUGAAUCCAGCCUUGGCUGCUCCUCAAUUCGGUUACCCUCCAUUUUUGCCUGAUGGAGCUCAACCUGUGUUUGGUGCUCCCUAUGAGAUGAUCAGGCCAGAAUCAGCACCAGAGCAAGGAUCAGAACCUGGUUUUCCCCCUGGUCCCCCGCCAAUGGGUGUAAAUUUUGCUGAUGGUUAUCCUCGUCCUUGGAAUAUGGGGCCUGGUGUCGGGUCCUUCGAACAAACUUCUAGUGGUCAAGGCGCUAUGGAGAGCUUCAUAAAUAGUCCAUCUGAUUCUCAAGUUAGGCCUCCAGGUUUUCAGGGGGAUUAUGGACGAAGUCCAGGCCCAUUGCCUUCAAACCUACCGCUGCCACCUUCAGGGAAUAAAGGGUUGGAAAGUGGAACAUCUAUGGACCCUCGAGAUAAUAAGGGAAUUUUGGCAGCACCUCCACCAUCUCUUCCCCUCCCGCCACCACCACCACUUCCUUUUCCUCCACAUUUGGCUCAGAUUAAUCGAGGCCAGUUCUACCCUGACGAGGCAAAUAAUGACGGGUAG